GACAGCUGCCAUCUUUGCUCAUUCCUCAACAACAUGGCGGACACUCAUCGAGAAUCAUGGCGAGACCAUAUCUGGCUCUUUGUGGCUUGUGGGAUCAUGACCAUGUCCCCGUUUCAAUAUGGGAUUGAUUUUGGGAUGAUUGGAGGGCUACAAGCUAUGCCGGGUUUUCUCCAGGUCUAUGGCUACCGCGUGCCAAUAUCUGUCUCCCCAACUGGAUGGAAUCUGUCUCCAGAGCGACAACAGCUGAUCUCGUCUCUAAUGACUCUGGGCGCUUUCGCUUCUGCUACCGCUGCUGGCGUGUUUGCGAACACGCUUGGUCGCAGACACUGUCUGUUGAUCGCCUGCGUCACUUGCUGCAUAGCGAACGUAAUCAUGAUGGCCACCACCGAUAUUAUCGCACUUUACUUCGGACGCUUAAUUAUCGGAUUCGCCAAUGGAUUCUUCAUGACCUUCAGUCAGCUGUAUAUCCAGGAAAGCAGUACUGCGAAAUAUCGCGGAUGGUUCCUCACUGUCUUCCAGUUCUUCACUUCCUUUGGCACGCUUAUUGGAACAAUCGUCGACUGGGCUACGUCAACGAGACCCGACAAAAGCGCAUAUUUGAUUCCACUGGGUUUGAUUUAUAUCAUUCCCUUCUUCCUCGCCAUCGCUAUGUUCUUCGUCCCCGAAUCACCUCGAUGGCUCAUUUUGCAAGGCCGACAAGAAGAAGGGAUAAAAGCGCUGGAGUGGAUGAGACCGAAAGGAUUCGAUUCCGCAGCUGAGGCUGCCGAGAUCAAGGCUGCGAUUGACAAAGAGAGAGAGCUCAAGUCUGGAGUGGGCUGGCUCGAUAUGUUUAGAGAUCCUAUAAACAGAAGGCGCACAAUUCUUGCAGUCUGUGCUAUUACAUUGCAAGCAGCAUCAGGGUCCAUGUUUAUCAUAGCAUUCAAAGCUUACUUCCUCCAAAUGAGCCGCGUAAACAACCCAUUCGCAAUGUCCAACGUCCUCUCCACAAUCGGCAUAAUCGCCAUCCUAGCCAACACGCUCAUAAUCGUCAAAUUCGGCCGUCGCCGCGUCCUCCUCAUGACCGGCCUCCUCCUCUGCGGCAUCCUCCAACUCAUCAUCGCGCUCGUCUAUCUCAAAAAUCCGGGAACCAAGCAAACAGGCAUGAUCAUCGUCGCUUUGUCCUGCAUCUACAUGUUCUCCUACAACGGCAUGAUAGCGCCCUACGCCUGGCUCUCCGGCGGUGAGAUCCCAACACAGCGGCUCCGCUCGCAUACGUUCGGGCUCGCGGCUGCUGUUGGUUUCGCGGGGGCUUGGUUGACGACGUUCACGGCGCCGUAUUUCAUCAACCCGCAAGCGCUUGGUUGGGGGCCCAAGUACGGGUUCAUCUGGUUUCCGUCAUGCGUUAUUGCUGCGGCGUGGGUCUGGUUCUUCCUUCCCGAGGUCAAGAAUCGCACGCUGGAGGAGAUUGACGAAAUGUUCGCGGCGAAGCUUGCGCCGAGGAAGUUCAGGAAGUACCAGUGCGUUGGUGUGUUUGUGGAGCCGGAGAACCGGAAGAGUAUUGAAGAGGAAAAGGAUAUUGAGGUUUUGAGGAAUGAGAAGGUUCAGACGGAGACUGCUAUUACGAAAGAGUGA
Periconia digitata is the source of this 1611-nucleotide messenger RNA. NCBI's taxonomy places the organism in Eukaryota, Fungi, Ascomycota, Dothideomycetes, Pleosporales, Periconiaceae. The record is from the annotation of a GenBank genome assembly.